Messenger RNA from Chiroxiphia lanceolata (lance-tailed manakin), 4803 nucleotides. RefSeq names its product protein kinase AMP-activated catalytic subunit alpha 2 (gene PRKAA2). Gene Ontology annotation, cellular component: cytoplasm. Gene Ontology annotation, molecular function: ATP binding; AMP-activated protein kinase activity. NCBI's taxonomy places the organism in Eukaryota, Metazoa, Chordata, Aves, Passeriformes, Pipridae. Gene Ontology annotation, biological process: protein phosphorylation; intracellular signal transduction. The coding region runs from base 36 to 1694 and encodes 552 amino acids. The record is from RefSeq and is a predicted model, not a curated record. The transcript is spliced from 9 exons.
CCCUGUGCAUUGUGGUCCGGCGGCGGGGGGCGAACAUGGCCGAGAAGCAGAAGCACGAUGGGCGGGUGAAGAUCGGCCACUACGUGCUGGGGGACACGCUGGGGGUCGGCACCUUCGGCAAAGUCAAGAUUGGUGAACACCAGCUGACAGGGCACAAAGUAGCAGUAAAAAUACUGAACAGACAGAAAAUCCGCAGCCUGGAUGUGGUUGGGAAGAUCAAACGAGAAAUUCAAAACCUUAAACUCUUCCGGCACCCUCACAUUAUCAAACUGUACCAGGUUAUCAGCACACCAACAGACUUCUUCAUGGUCAUGGAAUAUGUAUCUGGUGGGGAAUUAUUUGAUUACAUCUGUAAGCACGGACGUGUUGAAGAGGCAGAAGCUCGACGCCUUUUCCAGCAGAUUCUCUCGGCGGUGGAUUACUGCCACAGACACAUGGUUGUCCACCGAGACCUGAAACCAGAGAACGUGCUGCUGGACGCACACAUGAAUGCAAAGAUAGCUGAUUUUGGAUUGUCCAACAUGAUGUCAGAUGGCGAAUUUCUACGCACCAGCUGUGGUUCCCCAAAUUAUGCAGCCCCUGAAGUAAUCUCUGGCAGGCUGUAUGCUGGCCCAGAGGUGGACAUCUGGAGCUGUGGUGUUAUCCUCUAUGCCCUUCUCUGUGGCACUCUGCCUUUCGAUGACGAGCACGUCCCCACCCUCUUCAAGAAGAUCCGGGGAGGUGUGUUUUACAUCCCUGAAUACCUCAACCGCUCCGUUGCCACUCUCCUCAUGCACAUGCUGCAGGUUGACCCCCUCAAGCGAGCAACUAUCAAGGACAUCAGGGAACAUGAGUGGUUUAAGGAGGAGCUGCCCAGUUACCUGUUCCCAGAGGACCCUUCUUACGAUGCCACCGUCAUCGAUGACGACGCGGUUCGGGAAGUGUGUGAGAAGUUUGAGUGCACGGAGUCGGAGGUGAUGAACAGCCUGUACAGCGGUGACCCUCAGGACCAGUUGGCAGUGGCUUAUCACCUCGUCAUUGACAACAGGAGGAUCAUGAACCAGGCCAGCGAGUUCUACCUUGCCUCCAGUCCCCCCACUGGCUCCUUCAUGGACGACAGUGCCAUGCACAUCCCUCCUGGGGUGAAGCCACACCCCGAGCGGAUGCCGCCAUUGAUAGCAGACAGCCCCAAGGCACGGUGUCCUCUUGAUGCCCUCAACACCACGAAACCAAAACCCCUGACUGUCAAAAAGGCCAAGUGGCACCUGGGAAUCCGCAGCCAGAGCAAACCCUAUGACAUUAUGGCUGAGGUGUACCGGGCUAUGAAACAGCUGGACUUCGAAUGGAAGGUGGUGAACGCCUACCACCUGAGGGUGCGCCGCAAGAACCCGGUGACGGGCAAUUACGUGAAGAUGAGCCUGCAGCUCUACCAGGUGGACAACCGCAGCUAUCUCCUGGACUUCAAAAGCAUCGAUGAUGAAGUGAUGGAGCAGAGGUCAGGCUCUUCCACACCACAGCGCUCCUGCUCUGCCGCCGGCUUGCACCGUCCAAGGCUGAGCAUCGACGCCGCUGCAUCCACCGAGUGCCAGUCCCUGAUGGGCUCUCUGAGUGGCUCCUUCGUUGGCAGCAUCCCCUCGGUGACCCCACGCCUGGGCAGCCACACCAUGGACUUCUUCGAGAUGUGUGCCAGCCUGAUCAUGGCCCUGGCUCGCUGAUGGGUGCUGGCGACGCACCGGUCCCUCCGCACACGGUAUUGCACUGUGAGGAUCUGGUCUGACUUGUCUGUCCCUUGUUUCUUUUGCUUCGUUGUUCCUCCUCCGCCCCCUCACCACUCCACAGCCUGUGGUAUGGAACCAGGCCCAGACCCAAAACAUGCUCCCCUCUAACAAGGCACUGAGGAAAUUAAGAUAACUUCAUUUCACUCCUUAUGCUUGGUGAAAUGUAUCCAAUACCCCUUUUUUAUCCCUAGUGAACCCAAUGGGAAAUGUUGGCGUGGCUUUACAGUAGCAAAUGUAUCACUGAGUUUUUGGAAGAUGCCUCCCCCCUGGUUCAUCCUGAGUUAGUGGAGCCAUGGCCAUGCUUCCUGCAAUGUAGACCAUGUUCAGGGAGGUCAGAGUUUCCAUGUUGCUGUGUAGAGCAGGAGCAUGAUGGGCUGGGCCAGGUCAGAGGGAUCGACCAGGAGUUACCUGAAAUGGAUCUGAGGGAUAAUGAAGUAGCUCUGCAGGUUCAUACCAGGGUGUAGCCUCUGGUAACACUUUUCUCCCAAAAGUAGCAGCUACUUAGAUGUUUCUGCACUAGUGCAAUAUGGCCUUCCCCUCUUUUUUCCCCCCUGCCUUCUAAAGAUGGGGAGGGAAAGUGGGAUGUGCAAAGGUCCUGUUGCAAAUGUGCCAUGGGGAAGUCUCCAUGUGUCAAGUCUUUGCAGAGGAGAGUCCCUAAGGUGCUUUGUUUCCUCUGAGAGCUCCGGGCAGCACUGACCUGCUCACCACGUUCGGAGCUGAAGGCAGCUUGCCUUUUUUCCAGCUCUUAAUCUCCAUCCCUAUCCAACCUCCUCAGUCCCCCCUGCUGCACCACCAUCUCCAGGGGCUGAAUCCCAAGCAGGGUUCAGGUGAGCCACCAAUGGAGGGCAGGAUGCCAAUCACUCACCCAAAAACCCAGUGCUUUGCCCACACUUCGCCCGAGGGUGGGAUUGUCACUGCUGGGCAAGAGCCGGCAGCAUCGCAUGGCUCCAAAGCAUUUACCUCUCACCUUUCUGUAGGAAGCCUCUGCCUGCUGUCACCACCCUAAAAUCACUGCCAAAUCUGCUUUCCUGCCCUCCCCUGCUCACCUCUUCAUGCUGCCAGAGACUUGCUUUUCAUGCCGAAGGGCUCUCCUGUCCUGCUGCUGCCCACUGGACUGCGACCUUCACCACUCUGCUGAUAAGGCAGGAACAGCCAAAUCCAGAGUUUUACUGUUUCUUUACUACUGGCUAUCUGAAGGAUAGGAUUUUUUUUUUUUUUUAAGACAAACUACUGGGAUUUUUGAGGUUAAAUUCUUGUUAUUCAAGGGUAAACCCUAAAGCAUGUGUGACUUCUUUGUUUAAAAGAAUUAUUUUUUAUUACACAGGCUUAAUCUAAUGGGCAGCAUUGGCAUCUGCUUGGCUUUGCCGUGGUAUUUAAUUCCAUUUACUUGAUUGCAAAGUAAUUGUCUAAUCAGUCAAGGAACAAAUGCUUUAUGAAAACUUUGCCAAAAAAAAUCCUGGGUGGAGGGUUUGGUUUUGAUGUUUGUUUGAGGGGUUUUUUAUGUUCUGUUUUAAGAAACAAAGCAAGGAACUUUUCCUGGUCCCAGGUAUACAGUCAUUCAACUUGAAAAAAAAAUUAAUCCAUCUUUUUGAUAGCUUCUUAUGACCCGUUGAGGUUUUUUUCUAGGUUUUUUUGUACAGUUGCACUUUAAUUUAUACUUUCUGCAAGUUUCUAUGAGAAGCAAGGAAGAGAACAACACAUUAAGCCUUUUUUACUAAUCAUUUAAGGUAAUCAAGACAAAUAUGGGAUAUUUUUGCCAUCUACUGGCAGUUAAAUGGACAUUUUCAGCUUGAAGUCCCUUUUUUUUUUAAAAAAAACACAAAAUUGCCUUACUUUUGUUACAGAUUGUGCUUGGAUUCUCACUAACGUGACUUAAAGCUCCAGUUUUUCCAGAAGUCACAUAAAAUAGAAAGCUUCCAAAAAAAAAAUCGGUUUUGCUGUUGAGGUCUUGAACAUUAAAUCCAACCCAGCAGUGGGUGGAUUAUAAACCCACAGCAGAACAGUUUUGUUUUUAAAAGAAAUGUUGGAAAUAUUUGUAGUUCUCCUAGGUUUUGUAAUGAGCCUUUUAGUAUAUUAUGAUUAUUAAAUAAAUACUCAGGGGUGGAGGAUGGCUUUGGUGCUGUGUCUGGUGGCUGUCAGAUGAUGUUUCUCCAGUGCUGUGGUGUGAGCAGGUCAUACCUGGCAAGGAUGGACAAUCCAGACUCUGCACGCAAAAAAAAAUACCCACCCCAGAGCCAAAGCUGAGCAGCACCCAGCCCUUUAACAGCUUUUGGAUCACAGAAUAUUCUGAGUUGGAAGUGACCCACAAGGAUCAAUGCUGAGACAAGAGCAAACAGCCCUAAAUGAUUUUGGGUGCUGGAGAUAAGCCCCUUUGGAAAGGAGCAGGAGAGGGCAGCUGAGCGGCCGUAGGGACAGACAUUCAUUUCCAUCUGGGAAACAGUUAUGAGUAAAAUGUAUUUGGAAUGUAAAAGGCUUUUUAAAUCUUCACUCCCAACUGAGCAUCUUGCCAAAUUACUUGUCCUGGAAACACUUGUAGCUCCCUUGAUAAGAGGCUGGUGCGUUAAAAUCUGGAGUUCAGAAGCAGGUAGAUGUACAGAUGUCUUUUUUUUAAAUUGACUCUUGUCCUCUGGGAUUUUUUACCCAGCAGAACUAAUAGUAUUAAACAGCAUCAAAUGCCCUUGGGAGGAAAUAUGUGCUUCCUGGAGGCAGGUGGGAUUUCUAGGUGGCAGAAUUAGCCCUUGUGGCACUUGGCAUCUUCUCAGAGCCAUGCAAACAUUAACUCCUAUGUGGAUCUGCAAAACCAGUCCUGCCUGGAAGGCAGGAGGAGUUACUCAUUUUUACAUAUGGAGAGACAUAAAGAGAUGAAGCAGCUUUCCUGCUCAGUUCAUCAGAGGCAGUGGAGUGAGUAGGACUGGUGGAAGUACCUCCUCAAAGAACACAUCGGAUUGAACUGUCCAUUACAGCCUUACCCAAAUCCGUGCUGCACUUUGAAAAACUCCUGAGAACUUUCACUUUUUUUUUUAUUAUUUAUUUUACCUUCAAAUAA